GUGAGCGGCACCGUUUCAGAUUGGAAUGGGAGCUGGCGAUUUUUCCCCUAUUUUGAUCGUUUAGUCCGUGAAUGGCGCCGAAACAGGACCCGAAACCUAAAUUUCAAGAAGGUGAAAGAGUGCUGUGUUUUCAUGGGCCAUUGCUCUACGAAGCUAAGUGUGUUAAAAUAAACGUCAAAGAGAAACAAAUUAAGUACUUCAUUCAUUACAGCGGGUGGAAUAAAAAUUGGGACGAAUGGGUUCCUGAGAGUCGAGUGCUAAAGUAUGUGGACAGCAAUCUGCAGAAACAGAAAGAGCUUCAGAAGGCCAAUCAGUAUGUUGACUUUUUGUGUUACAUCUGUUUUUAUCCUAGAGACCAUUAUGUUGAAGGAAGAAUGAGGGGUGCUGCACCGAAUAAGAAGAUACCCGCGACUUCACAGAAAAACGACGUGAAAACCAAAAAGAACAAACAAAAAACUCCUGGUCCAGGAGAAGGACCGAGUUCAGGAGGGGACCCGGUCCACCCUCCACGGAAGAAGAGGGCUCGUGUUGACCCAACUGUCGAAAGUGAGGAGACAUUCAUAAACAGAGUGGAAGUUAAAGUCAAAAUCCCUGAAGAGCUAAAACCUUGGCUUGUAGAUGACUGGGAUCUGAUUACACGGCAAAAACAGCUCUUCCAUCUGCCCGCUAAGAAGAACGUUGACUCUGUUUUAGAAGAUUAUGCAAACUACAAGAAAUCGAGAGGAACCUCUGACAGCAAGGAGUUUGCCGUGAGCGAGGUGGUUGCCGGUGUGCGGGAAUAUUUUAACGUCAUGCUGGGCACGCAACUGCUUUACAAAUUUGAGAGGCCGCAGUAUGCAGACAUCUUGGCCAACCACCCAGAUACGUCAAUGUCGCAGAUUUACGGCGCCCCCCACCUGUUAAGGCUCUUUGUGCGAAUUGGAGCCAUGCUGGCUUACACUCCCUUGGAUGAAAAGAGCCUGGCACUGCUGCUCACCUACCUGCAGGACUUCCUCAAGUACUUGGUCAAGAACUCUGCGACGCUCUUCAGCGCUAGCGAUUACGAGGUGGCCCCGCCGGAGUAUCACCGCAAAGCCGUUUGA
This is a messenger RNA of Nerophis lumbriciformis (worm pipefish), 1082 nucleotides long. The record is from RefSeq and is a predicted model, not a curated record. NCBI's taxonomy places the organism in Eukaryota, Metazoa, Chordata, Actinopteri, Syngnathiformes, Syngnathidae.